AUGCCCAAUCGUGUGAGAAAAUCGUACUCUGUGGAAUAUGUGAAUAAUACUAUUGACAGUCUUGCUUAUGACAACAACCAACAAAUUUGCUUUAUGGUCAUGGGAGAUUAUGUGAUUCAAGAAUUGCAAGUUCCUUCAUGGGUCGAUAUUUCAUAUCCUCAAGUUGUGGACUAUUCUCUAAAUCAAACACUUUCACACACGUUGACAGUUUAUUACUAUGACUGGUAUGCAGAAGUUAUCAAUAAGCCUCAUCGAUACUUUUUCGAUCAUGUACUCUCCUCUCAACAAGUUUCUCUUCCCAAUGAAAGUGAUGCCCUACUUUACAGAUUUAAUAUGGUUGGAGCAAGUGGUCAACAUCCCUCUGCACCAAGCUACCCAGGUACUGGAUUGGUGAACUUUGAAUUUUCAUUCAAUGCCUCAGCAGGAUUCUUGGAUGUGAAUGGACAACCUGUGGACAUUGAUGUGGAAACUCUUUCAUGUGCCUAUGAAAAGAAGAACUCAAAUUCUCUCUCUUUGAAAGAUGGAACCUCUCAGGUAGAUCUUCAAAAACAAGUACUCCAAUGUAGAUGGUACGGAGCAUCAGACAUGGAUUUGGUAUCGAUUGGAUUGGUGGCAUCAAGGAAAACUUUACCUCCAAAACCAACACCAUCAACAUCACCAACACCAACAAACAAAGAUACUGAGACUAUUAUUAUUGCAGUCUCUGCUUCUGUUGGAGGCACCGUUUUGUUACUUGUGAUUGGAUGUGUGGCCCUUUCGAUGGCCUAUUACCUUUUCAUCAAGAAGAGAAAAGCCAAGUACCAGAACUUGUAA
Molecule: messenger RNA, 813 nt
Organism: Naegleria lovaniensis
Lineage: Eukaryota; Heterolobosea; Eutetramitea; Acrasida; Naegleriidae
Exons: 1
Coding region: 1-813 (270 amino acids)
Source: RefSeq, a predicted model, not a curated record